AUGUCCUGCUACGAUCUGUGCCGUCCCUGUGGCCCGACCCCGCUGGCCAACAGCUGCAACGAGCCCUGUGUGCGCCAGUGCCAGGACUCCCGGGUGGUGAUCCAGCCCUCUCCCGUCGUGGUCACCCUGCCCGGACCCAUCCUCAGCUCCUUCCCCCAGAACACCGCUGUGGGAUCUUCAGCAUCUGCUGCUGUUGGCAGCAUCCUGAGUGAGGAGGGCGUGCCCAUCUCCUCCGGUGGCUUUGGCCUCUCUGGCCUGGGCAGCCGCUUCUCUAGCAGGAGAUGCCUGCCCUAUUAA
Molecule: messenger RNA, 297 nt
Organism: Lagopus muta (rock ptarmigan)
Lineage: Eukaryota; Metazoa; Chordata; Aves; Galliformes; Phasianidae
Product: feather keratin 4
Exons: 1
Coding region: 1-297 (98 amino acids)
Cellular component (GO): intermediate filament
Molecular function (GO): structural constituent of cytoskeleton
Source: RefSeq, a predicted model, not a curated record